Balaenoptera musculus (blue whale) is the source of this 1291-nucleotide messenger RNA. RefSeq names its product calcium voltage-gated channel auxiliary subunit gamma 8 (gene CACNG8). Gene Ontology annotation, cellular component: AMPA glutamate receptor complex; postsynaptic density membrane. Gene Ontology annotation, biological process: calcium ion transport; neurotransmitter receptor transport, postsynaptic endosome to lysosome; positive regulation of synaptic transmission, glutamatergic. The transcript is spliced from 4 exons. The coding region runs from base 131 to 1291 and encodes 386 amino acids. Gene Ontology annotation, molecular function: channel regulator activity; voltage-gated calcium channel activity. Lineage: Eukaryota; Metazoa; Chordata; Mammalia; Artiodactyla; Balaenopteridae. The record is from RefSeq and is a predicted model, not a curated record.
CCCGGCCCCCCGGCUGCCCGUGGUCAAACUGGAGUCGCUGAAGCGCUGGAACGAAGAGAGGGGCCUCUGGUGCGAGAAGGGAGUGCAGGUGUUGCUGACCACGGUGGGCGCCUUCGCAGCCUUCGGCCUCAUGACCAUCGCCAUCAGCACGGACUACUGGCUCUACACGCGCGCCUUCAUCUGCAACACCACUAACCUCACGGCUGGCGACGACGGGCCCCACCACCGCGGGGGCAGCGGCUCCUCGGAGAAGAAGGACCCCGGCGGACUCACCCACUCGGGCCUCUGGAGGAUCUGCUGCCUGGAAGGGUUGAAAAGAGGCGUCUGCGUGAAGAUCAACCAUUUCCCGGAGGACACGGACUACGACCAUGACAGCGCGGAGUAUCUGCUGCGAGUCGUCCGGGCCUCCAGCAUCUUCCCCAUCCUCAGCGCCAUCCUGCUGCUGCUCGGGGGCGUGUGCGUGGCGGCCUCCCGGGUCUACAAGUCCAAGAGGAACAUCAUUCUGGGAGCAGGGAUCCUGUUCGUGGCAGCAGGCCUGAGCAACAUCAUCGGCGUGAUCGUGUACAUCUCGGCCAACGCGGGCGAGCCGGGCCCGAAGCGGGACGAGGAGAAGAAGAACCAUUACUCGUACGGCUGGUCCUUCUACUUCGGCGGGCUGUCGUUCAUCCUGGCCGAGGUGAUCGGCGUGCUGGCCGUCAACAUCUACAUCGAGCGCAGCCGCGAGGCGCACUGCCAGUCUCGCUCGGACCUGCUCAAGGCCGGCGGGGGCGCGGGCGGCAGUGGCGGGAGCGGCCCCUCGGCCAUCCUCCGUCUGCCCAGUUACCGCUUCCGCUACCGCCGCCGCUCCCGCUCUAGCUCCCGCUCCAGCGAGCCGUCGCCGUCGCGGGACGCGUCUCCCGGCGGCGCCGGGGGCCCGGGCUUCGCCUCCACGGACAUCUCCAUGUACACGCUCAGCCGCGACCCGUCCAAGGGCAGCGUGGCCGCGGGGCUGGCUAGCGCCGGUGCCGGCGGCGGGGCGUACGGCGGCGCGGCGGGGGGCGCGGGGGGCGGCGGCGGCGGCGGCGGCGGGGCGGGCGCCGAGCGGGACCGCGGGGGGGCGUCCGGCUUCCUCACGCUGCACAACGCCUUCCCCAAGGAGGCGGGCGGCGGCGUCACGGUCACGGUCACCGGGCCGCCCGCCGCGCCUGCGCCCGCCGCGCCCGCGCCCGCCGCGCCAGCCCCCGGGACCCUGGCCAAGGAGGCCGCCGCCUCCAACGGCAACACGCUCAACAGGAAAACCACGCCCGUGUAG